This is a messenger RNA of Pristis pectinata (smalltooth sawfish), 3106 nucleotides long. RefSeq names its product Rab interacting lysosomal protein (gene rilp). Gene Ontology annotation, biological process: cilium assembly. Lineage: Eukaryota; Metazoa; Chordata; Chondrichthyes; Rhinopristiformes; Pristidae. Gene Ontology annotation, cellular component: cytoplasm; ciliary basal body. The record is from RefSeq and is a predicted model, not a curated record. Gene Ontology annotation, molecular function: protein dimerization activity. Bases 439 to 1659 code for a protein of 406 amino acids. The transcript is spliced from 9 exons.
GGAAAUGGGAUCAGCUCUGCUCGGCAACCUGCUGCCAUUUCAGGAAGCUUCAAUGAAGCAGAGAUUUUAACAAGAAAUGCCCAACAAAACGACGGCUACAACUGGCACCGCGCCCUGGCACCAGCAGGAGCUCCCAGCGUCCAAGCAGUGUCACUGGUUUCACUGGCAGGUGAUUGGUCCAGGCCACAUCGGCACGUGACCAGUUGAGGCUCACGUAACAGUUGGAUUAUAGAAAAAGAAACAGGAGCACGGUAUAAAACCGGGGCUUGAGCAACAGCCCGCAGCGGGAUAACAUCGUCCCUGCAGGUGUUGCCAAUGGGGGCCGGCCGUGAGGACUUGUCUGACAUUUAACAGAACUUCCCCGGGCCACGUUCGGUCAAUCCCCGGGCCAAGUUCGAUUCCCGGAUCCCAUUCUACCAUCGGCCUUGGUCUCCCACCAUGGAUGAAGAAACUCAUCUCGACUCUUGCCUGGACAAAGACGCCCGCAACCUUGGCGUGAAUGAUGUGUACGAGAUCGCCAAGUUGAUCGGCGCCGAGUUGGAGAAGCUGAUAGACAGCUAUGGGAAGGAGGCUGUGGAAGGACUGAUUCCAAAAGUUGUCCGCAUCUUGGAAAUGCUGGAAAGUUUCGUGGCUCGGAAUGGGAACACCGAGCAGGAAUUGAUACGAGCCUUCGUGAAGCUACAGGACGGAGAGAAAAGUACGGGUCAUUACAAGGAUGUGGAUCAUAAAAUAAAUCUGUGGCACACCCGGAUCCAAGAACUACAGAAGCAGAUAUCACAGCUGACAGGUGAAAACCAGCAGCUCAUUAACCAGCUGGUUGAGAUUCAGUCCCAGGAAGACAGCCUCUCUAAGAAGGAACGGGAAGUAAUGCUAAAGCUAAAAGAAGUGGUUGAUCUUCAAAGGGAUGAAAUUCGAGCUAAAGGUCAUGAGAUCUAUUGCAAGAAUGAAGAUGUGGAUGCGCUGCAGGAGCAGCUGGAUCGCGUUCUUAAGGUUAACAAUGAUUUGCGACAUAAAACAAACAUAGUUCAAACCCAGCUGAAAACGGUGUUGGAGAAGAAGGCUGAGCUGGAAGUCACGGUGCAGGAAAAGGACAAAGAAAUAGACAGACUGCAAUCCCACCUGACUCAGGUUAAGAAAGAAAACUGCAUUGACCAAAAGGUGAGCAGAGCUGGAAGUGCACCAAACAUCAACAUGGCCGACAAAAUCAUCAUCGAUGUAAAGGAUCCAAACCGGCCCUGCUUCACAAAACAAGAAAUGCGACAGAUUCUGCAUGAGCGCAACGAGCUGAAAGCAAACUUGUUUCUGGUCCAGGAGGAGCUGGCGUACUACCAGAGAGAGAUUUUCAACGAUGGAAAGUGCCCGACGAUUUUCAUGGAAGCAAUCAAGACUGCAAUUAAGAAGCAAAGGAAAAAAGUGAAGGCAAAGAUGCUGGGAAUUCCGGAAAGCAUGUGUAGCAGUGAUGAAGAAGAUAAAGAUGCCCUUCCCCUUCCCCUUCCCUGCUUCCCACAAGAUGAAAUGGACGCCAAGCCACCCGAGUCGAGAAUCAAAUCUUUAUUUGGGUUUCUUUAUCGAGGUAACAGCGUCAAAACUGCAUCAACCACCAAAACCUCAUCUGAAUCCUGGGAGGUGAUUGGCUCCCAAAGAAGUGAACUUGUAUGAGAAAUGUUCACAAACCAAAGAAUAAACUUGAGGGAAAAUGUAUCUGUAUAUAUUCUUUCAAUAGCUAUUUUAACUUGAUAUAAUUGUUGCUUUUAAAUUACAGUACAGGUCUGUAUUACAGAGGGGUUGCAUUCCUGGAAAACCACUUAAGAUUUUCUAUAAUACAAGCCUUGACAAAAAUUGACAAAUUUACUUAGUUAUUUUUCUCACGUUUCCAUAAGUGCAAAUUUUUAUUCUCAAUAUCAAAUUUUUUUUGGUACUGAUUUGUGAAUUCCAUAAGGAAUUUCUGAAAUGUUGUAAUGCAGAGAUAUACUGUAGAAGAAUUUUAUGGUUUGAUUUAAUGAACAUUAAUGGGAAUUUACCCAAUUUUAAAAACUUUGUAUAAUUUGUAAAUUGUUUUCAAUUUUUUAAAAAUAAAUGUCUAUUUGAAGUAUUCCUUAUGUAAAAUGGUGUCAAAACUUCAGUGUUAUCAGAUCUCUAGUACAAUUGUUUAUUCUUAGUUCACACUUUAGGAGCCCAUGAUCUUUAGGGAAAAACAUUGUGCAAAACACAAGCAGAGAAGUGGGCCAAAAUAUUCUUGCCUUCCCUCUACACCCAAUCAAAAUUGCUGGGCCUUCAGAAUGGGUGGGGGGGGGGCUUGUUAACUGUCGAAGGAUGCAAUGACUGUUCCUAAACUGCCAACCCUCAGGCUAAUUCAUGGUCCUAGGAUAACUAUUUGCCCUCCUAUUCCCACACUUUCCUAAAUCUGAAAGCCACACAUGUGCUGGCAUUUUUCAAGAAUCAUGGGAAAAGAUUGGUGUCACUCCCAGCCCUCAACCACUCCCCCCACCCCCCCAAAGCUGUUGCAUCUAUUUUUGGAGAAUGAUGAGUAUAUUGAUGUUAAAAUAUAUUUCAUUGAAUGAAUACUGAACAGUAUCAAAAUUAGAGGUUGCUUUCCAAGAAAACUGUUCAUACUGCAAUUUUCUGUGAUGCAAACCUUUUUCUCCAUGGUAUCCUAUAUUACAAGUGGACAUGUAUUUCUGCACCUUAUUGCUAUCACAAUCAUUUUGAUCCAGGAAACCCAAGAGUGCCAAAUCUUGCAUUACUUCUAACAGAGUAUGAUUUCAAUACUUAACUACUGAAAGUGUGACUAAUAGCUCCAAUGAUAACUGUCUUGUGCAUUGCUCUCACCAAGUCUUUAAAAGUUUAACAAAGACAUGCAGUUACGGCAUCUUAACACUACUCUCAAUGUUACUUUGAAGUGCAGUGUCUAUUAUGGUGCCCAGAUUGUCAGCCAGAUGACACAAAUUGCUAGAAACCACUAGUGUUGUGACAUUGCAAACAGCAGCUUUCAGGUAAGUAAAUCCUGGACUUGUAUGGAACUGCUAUAAAUUAGCCAAGUGAUGGAUGCUAGAUAUUUGUUACUUUGUUCCAUUGCUUGGGUCCAUGUAAAGUCCAACAGCAGAGG